AUGUCUUAUACAUCACAGGACAGGAAAAACGAUCUCAUAUAUAUACCUAUUAUAAGAGGUUAUUCGGCUAGAACAAUUACUAAAUGGCAUCAUCUCUACGAAUACAUUAGAAUUGUCCGACUGAUUACAUCUGGAAAUGCUCAACUUUUGUAG
Messenger RNA from Funneliformis mosseae, 153 nucleotides. The record is from the annotation of a GenBank genome assembly. Lineage: Eukaryota; Fungi; Glomeromycota; Glomeromycetes; Glomerales; Glomeraceae.